Cuscuta campestris is the source of this 1032-nucleotide messenger RNA. NCBI's taxonomy places the organism in Eukaryota, Viridiplantae, Streptophyta, Magnoliopsida, Solanales, Convolvulaceae. The record is from the annotation of a GenBank genome assembly.
CCUUCUUGGAGAAGACGACCAAGAUUCCGAAUAUAUUUUCCCCAAGAUUUCCCGUUCGCCAUGGCCUCAUCGUCCGCCGCCGCUCUUGAGAUUAUCGACGACGACGAUCUGUGAGAGAGAUCGAUGUGGCUUGUGAGGCCAAUGGCGUCGCCCUUCCCGUCAAUGGGACAAUCGCUUCGUCUUCUGAUGGAGUUGCGACAUCGACUUCGACUUCCAUCCCAAAUAGGAAAACGCUCAAAACCCCUAAUGGUGGUGGCCUUGCGUCUGGGAAGCAGUCGACUCUUGAUAUGUUUAUGGGAUUUCCGCCGAAGGCUAAGAAGGCAGAAACCGAACCCCACAAUCCAAACGGCGUUGGAGUCAGAAAAGAGGAGUUUGGUAAUGAGGUGGAUGACAGGGUUUGCUUCGUUCCACUUGAUUUGAAGGCAGCCAAAACUUGGAUUUAUCCAGCAAAUCUUCCCCGUCGGGAUUAUCAAUUCGAAAUCACGAGGACUGCACUAUAUUCCAAUACCUUAGUGGCAUUACCUACUGGGCUUGGAAAAACAUUCAUCACUGCGAUUAAUUUCUUGCAUGUGAUUAAGUACACAUUGCAUGUGAUUAAGUACACAUUGCAUAUAAUUAUUUAGGUGGUUUCCAGAAGGAAAAAUAGUUUUUGCAGCUCCUUCUAAGCCCCUAGUUUUGCAACAGAUUGAAGCAUGCCAUAACAUUGGUUGUUGGGUAAGGUACUGGGUAGGGAUUUUGUUUCUUACUUUGGGGAUUGCACCUGAUUUUGGGUUUGGUUUUGGGUUAGGUUCUAGGUUGACUUUUAACUUUAGUGUUUGACAAUCAAAUUUGCGUUAGGUUUGCGGGUCCAAUCCGUUGGAUUUUAAUUUUUAGGUCAGACUCUAGGUCGUGUUUUGAGUUAAGGCAAUUGCGUUUUACUGUCUUGUUUUUUGUUGUAGUUCUAAAUACUAUCAAAUUGUAUGAGCAGCAGGACAGAUUUACUUCAACGACAGACAACAUAGUAUACAACGAAAUCCUACAACACAAACGGUA